CAUGAACAAAGCCGUAGAACAAGACCUGCUGAGCCUUCUACCAUCAAUAACACUUCCGCUGCCACGAGAACUUCUUGAGCUCGCAGUGUCAUUGUUAUCUCAGUCGCGAAGUAAAGCCGGCAGUUUGAAACAAGAUGAAGAGAUAGCGCGUGGAUAUGUUUGUGCAAAUAUUGCUUGCGAUAGAUUGAAAACUAAGUUAAAUUUACCUACGAUCGUGGUGCGACCGCCUGUGGCUCCCAAGGUAUAUAAGAAGGUCUACGCAUACCUUGACUCCGCAUUGACUGCUGGUACGCCACGUAAGCAUCAAAAGAAUAGCAUACGGGGGCAAAAUGAGCCGUCCACGCCUUCAAAGUCCCGGCGACAGUUAGCCGAUGAUACCCCCACAAGAACCCCUGCAAGAACCUCUAAAGCGAAAGCAGCUGUCCACAUGCUGUCGAGCACGAAGCGAAAGCAUGCUAAUUCUGACGGUGACAAUGCUAUUGCGAGCUGGACAAUGCCGGCGAUCAGGCUGUUAUGCAAGGCCUUUGAGAUUCCUAACGCCGCGCCGCAUAUCUACGUUGGAGUUUGUUCGAUAGUGAGAGUGAUACAAGAACAACAAGGAGAAGGGCUUGGGACUCCAACCAAGAAGCGAGCAAGGAAGUCUGCAAAUAAUGACAUUCAAUCUGAAGUCAUCGCCGCUUUCGAUGAAAAGUAUAUUCCGGCCCUCAUCAUUGUAGUAACGUUCUUCACCAGGGCUCGCAUGGUAGGGGCUCCUGAGCCAGAUGAAUAUGCAAAACAACGCCAAACCGCAAUGGAGACUAUUGGAAAGGCCAUACCAGACGGAUUGAAGACAGAUGAAGGCAACAUGAUCAGUAUGAUCGAGAAUCUGCUAAGAGAAGCAGAGAAAAGGUGGCUGGACAUGGAAUGGUAUUACAACCUACCUGAGGCAAACAUGGGUGGUGAUGAGUCAAGUCCUGAUAUGACUUCAGAAACAGGAGCUCAUUUCGAAGUUGAUAAAAGAUCUAUGCAGGUGUUUGAAGUGCCGAAGAGAGGCUUCGGGAGCAUGAUGACAGAUGCCACGGAUUGGCUAAGCGAGGAUCGAAAUGCGGAAUAUAAGAUUUGGAAAACUGAAAUCAUGCAGAAGAUUUCCGAUAUGGAAAAUACGGCGAAUUGAAAGAGCCUACGUCACAUCGAAGACGUAGGCCUUUGACUUGUUUUUGUCUGCACUUUUACGCGCUCGAGGGCAUUGGUAAACUAGCUAGGGGAUGACCUCAUAGAUGGGCUUGAUCAAAAGUCUAUGCCUCCAGCUUAAAUUCGAGCCAUCGUUUGUGACACGAAUUAUGUCUAACAGAGAUGGCUGGUAUUAACUCUAUACUACAGGCUAUCGUACAGGAUAUCUUAACCAAUGUUAAGCAUAUAUCUACUCAAAAUAAGUAGAAUCUUGUGUUCGGACGGCAGAGCUAGAAGGAAAGAAUAAGGAGUCC
Molecule: messenger RNA, 1463 nt
Organism: Verruconis gallopava
Lineage: Eukaryota; Fungi; Ascomycota; Dothideomycetes; Venturiales; Sympoventuriaceae
Exons: 2
Biological process (GO): DNA replication
Cellular component (GO): nuclear origin of replication recognition complex
Molecular function (GO): DNA binding
Source: RefSeq, a predicted model, not a curated record